This is a messenger RNA of Paramuricea clavata, 3887 nucleotides long. Lineage: Eukaryota; Metazoa; Cnidaria; Anthozoa; Malacalcyonacea; Plexauridae. The record is from the annotation of a GenBank genome assembly.
AUGGAUAAAAAUGAAGGAGCAGAAGGGUUGUUCGCAUGUUCGAAAUGCCAUGGGCGAUUUGCUUUUGAAGAAUUGAGCCGAAGUGAGCAUCUAUGCAAAGUUAGUCGAAUAUUUUACUAUUUUCCUGAGAUAUGAAAAAUUGUGAAUUGUAUAGUCGUUGAUUUAUCGUAGAUGUAUUCAAAUUAACUUUGAUUUGUCAGAUUUGUAGAAUGUGUAAAUAAAUCCGUCAUUUGGAAUAUUUUAUUAUUCGUAUGCCCUCAGGGCCUGUUUACAUGAGAUUUGACUAAUUCACAGGCGUUUGUUGCAGGUUAGGCUAGGUGUUGAGGUUUUAUUAAGAGAUUAUGAAUCCGGAUGCCAAGUUUAUUAUUUGACAUCACCUGUAACGAGCGCCCGCGAGUUAGUCAACCCAGUUCUCAUGAGCCCAGCUAAUAACCCGGCACUCGACCGAGUAGUAUUUGCAUCCCAGUGUGGAAAGUUUGUAUUGCACGACUGAGAUAUUGGGCACAGAAUUUUCAUGCUUUUUAUAUAUUUACUAUUAAAUUUUCAAACUUUCCACUCAGGUUUGCAUGCCUUUUGUUUAUGUAAUAACGCAGAUACAUGUGUUCAUAUGAGAAACGAGCCAGCUGGGCUAGGUGGGAUUUCAGUCAAGUGGGAUGAAAAUUUCCAUAUGAAGGCUCAUCUCAUCUGACCUAAACAGAUAAUAUUCAAGUCGUAGUACAAGGUGCAGUUUGUAUAGGUAAUAGUAUGGUUUCGAGAGUGCAAUUUGGAAAAAAAAAUGCUUGAGUGAGUUUUUCAAAGACUACCAAGGAUGAGUGCAAUUUGAAGUCUUUGAAAAACUCACGAGUGUAUGUUUUAAUAUUCAAGUCGUAGUACGAGGUGCAGUUUGUAUAGGUAAUAGUAUGGUUUCGAGAGUGCAAUUUGGAAAAAAUAUGCUUGAGUGAGUUUUUCAAAGACUACCAAGGACAAGUGCAAAUUUGAAGUCUUUGAAAAGCUCACAAGUGUAUGUUUUUUGAAAAACUCACGAGUGUAUGUUUUUCAAAUUGCACGAGAAACCAUACUAUUACUUAUUAUUAAUGUUUUUCAAAUUGCACGAGAGACCAUACUAUUACUUAUUAUUAAUAAUAUACAUGAAAAAAUUAUGUAGUCACAUUUUAAAAAAUUGUAUUUCUUUUUUUUGCACUAUAUUUAAAAUAAAAUGCACUGCUCUUGGCCAGUCAGAAUUGAGAAAUUUUUUCAUGUAUAUUAUUAGUUUCAUUACAACAAAAAAUAUUUUGAAUAUGCCACGUUUACAUAAAGUCAUCCCACCGAGGCAGGAUAAGAACAGUCUUAUGAACACAGAUAUCAUUCAUGCUGCCACUAUUGGCCAUGAAUUUCAGUAUGUUAAUAUGUCACCAAUUUGGCUGUGUUUUAGGAUUGUCGACAGGCUCAUCCGACAGCUUGCUGCAUCUACUGUCGUUUGGAAUUCCAUAUGACGAAGUAUGACAGCUUUUAAAUUAUAACAAUUGUAUUUUGUAAUAAAAUUGUUGAAUCUCUGAAAUAAAUCACUUAGCCGUACCCAACAGAACCUUUGAACGGAACCUUGCCCUUUUGUGGGCGUUCGAUAAAUUUUAUGGGUAUACUGAGUGUAUGUAUUUCUAGAAAAAAGGAGAAAAGUCCAGUUUGUCCCAAAUGUGAUAGCUCAUUGGCAAUUCAUGGACAGGUAAUACAUAAUUUGAUACAUGGAGGUCUAGUGUACUGUAGGUAGUAUUAUCAAUGAAUUAUCAAAAUGCACUCACCAUGUUCCUAGCCAGUGCAGUUAUGAGUGGCAUUCACCCCCCUGAAGAUCCACCAUUUUAAAUAUUCUCAAGGGGGUGAAUGCCUCUCAUAAGUGCACUGGCUAGGAACAUGGCAACAACAUUACACCAAAGUCAUGGGCAAAACCACGACGUCGACUUUCUGUAACGUUCCUAUUCUGUGAUAAUGUACGUUUAAUUUUUUCAUAUCAACGUUAACCUUGUUGAAAUUAUGUUGACAAUUUCACAGUUGGCUGUUAGCCAAUCAGAAAUCGUUGGUUCUUGUAAAUAAUAAUGCUUAUUUGUUCAAUUUUUCAGCCAAAGUGUUGUCAGUAUUGCAAUCUAAGAGCUGCAUUUGGAGGACCACAUUGUAACAGGUUUGAGUGCCAUGUCAUGUCUUUUAUUAUUAUUUAUACAAAACUACAAUUUUAGCCCAAUCUAGGGCAAAAUGUGGUUAAGCAGUUCAUGAGUUUUAACAUUUGAAGUUUUAUUUUAUAUCAGAUGUAAAAGUUCUGUAAAGAAGUACGGUCCUCCUGUUCCAUGUGAGCAAUGUAAACUGACUUGCGCUUUCAAAAAACCUGAUGAGGUUUUAAAACGGGUAAGAAAAUUAAUGUUAGUGUAGUGUUAACCCUGUGCGUGGCAGCAUUCUCCAUUUGUCAAUUAAAACCAUCUGGUGUUAGACAGAGUAAAAUAAUGUAAGGCACAUUGAUCAGUGCACAUUUCCAUUUAAAUUAAAAGGUUAUUAGCAACGUUUCACACUAUACAGCUAGUAUCUCUGAGGGGAAAGCUUAGCCAAAAUGCUUUGUCUUGGUUACAGGUAAAUGGGAAACUGUUGUGCCUGCUGUGUACAAUAUCAUUCAAACGAAUACAACAUCGACAAAAGAAAGCCAACAAGCGCAAACAUGCAACUACAGAUUCAUCUGCUAAGGAGAAAAAUGGAGCGAAAGAUGCAAAAGUUUCAAAGAAAGCUACAAGUUCUGAUGAACGCAGCACUCCUGUUGGAGACAAUCCACUGAAGCAAUUUUACACUUCACAGCCCAGGUAUACAAAACAUUCCCUGACUUUCAGUAGAGCACCGACUGACUUUUUUCACAUUUAAGCAUCAUAAGUCCAUUGAAAACCCACAAACUCAGCUUGUUGAAAGGUGGCUGCUCUGGCCACUGAAGUAUCAUAAUUUUAGUGUCAUAUAUUGUUUGACAUCCUCAACAUUGUAGUGUACUGUAAUGUAACUUUGUGGUGAAGCAAUUUUUUUCUUUCAAGUGAAACUGCAACGGCUACAGAGCAAUUGGCAAGUGAUCAUGUGACAGAAUUAACAAAACUUCGCGAAGAGGUAGAAUUUGGAUUAUUUACUUGCAUGCAUUGUGCUUCGAGAAAUAUAAUAUCUAAUGAAAAAAUAGCACAAGUUUCUUAACAGAAAAUAGUCUACUGCAAACAGAACCUGAAAUAAUGGUUGGAUAUUACCCGACCAAAUUCCAGUUCCGACACUUACUGGCAGAAUAAAAUAAUAAAGUAGAGCAUAUUAGGUAAAGUAACUGACUAUCCUACAAUUGUCAUUCACCCGAAAAACUGAAGUGCUUUUGCUUUAUUUCAAGUAGUUCAGACCCAAAUCAUCACAAAAACUUCUGACAGCAUUUUGGGUUUGUAUUUAGAAAUGUCUGACUGUACAUAAUAUAAUUAUAAUUUUAUCUGCAGUUAGCUGGAAUGAAACGAAAACUGCAGCAAAAGGAACAAAUGUUAAUUGAGAAAGAAAAACAGCUUACUGAACUAAAGGCAGAGAAGUGGGAGAAAGAUAAAGAACAACGACAAAAGAUCAGCGCAAUUCAAAAAGAUAACAUGGAAAGACUUAAACUUAUACAGGUAAACUAUUUUUGUAUGAACUACACCUGGACCGAUAAGGAAUCAUAAGACUGAUACAGAAUCAUGAUGCUUUCUGGACCUCUGGGGAGAACUGUAGAACCGAUAGAGUUACAGUUUCUGGUAUAAAUAAAGCUCGAUUAAUUAAAGUUUUAUUUAUGCCUUACUUUGCAUCUUUUAAUUAAACAGGAAGAAAAUCGCAACCUCAAAAAACAGAUAUCUCAGUUGUCGAAAGGAUCCGCAAAGGCAGGCAGCUCUUAA